AUGACGAAAAAGGCGUUUUUGUUAAUCAUAGCUGCUUUUAUGAUAAAUAAAACUUUGGCAUUCCUCACAAAUGAUAAUGCUAACUUUUAGGAAUCUAGCAAAUUCAAGCUUCCUCUAACUAAGGUGACUCCUUUAAAUAAAAAGGCUUCCGCAUAAAGAGAGUAGUAAAAGUAAAAAAUGAAUAAUUCGUAUAAAGAUUUAUAAAGUAAUACAAAUAUUGCUCCUUUGGUAAAUUUAGGAGAUUCUUUGUACUACAUAACUCUAGAAUUAGGAUCAAAUAAAUAAAAACUAAAUUUUUAGAUUGAUACAGGCUCUUCUCUUUUAUGGGUAGACACAACAUUGUGUGAAAAAGGAAAAUGCAACCAUUGCGAAAAAUAUGAUUUUAAAAGCUCUACAACCAGCUAUUAUUCAAAUUAAAAUAUCAAUUAUACAUAUGUUUCUGGUUAAUUGCAGUGUUAUUUAGGAAGUGAUUUCGUUGGUAUAUCAUAAUAAAAUCAAUAAGUGAAUACUACUUUAUGUUACGCAUAUCAAGAAUAAGUUUUUUCUAACAUGAAUCAAGAGAUAUCUGGAAUCAUAGGACUUAAUAAUGGAGAUUCGUAUACAAACCUUAUUGAUAGUCUAUACUAAGCAGGAGAAAUAUCUAGUAAUAGAUAUGCCUUAUCUCUCCAACACUUUUAUACUAAUAAGGAUUCUUAUUUGUAUAUAGCAGACGCCAUUCCAGAGUCAAUUUCUAGUUAAACUACUUGGAUAAAUGUUUCCUAAAAAAAUAGAUGGACUCUCAAGUGCAUAGGAGUAUAUCUAAAUGAUACUGAAGACAUUACAUCUACAAUUAGUUCUUAUUAAGACGUUCUAUUUGAUUCUGGAACAACUUUAACUUAUUUAACUAAAGAUUUGUAUAAUAGAAUCGUGAAGGAUUUAGAAAACAUAUGCACUAUUAUUGACGACACCAGAAUUGCUUGCCCUUGCUUUAGCCCAUAACUUCCAACUUAUACCUUUUAUUUCUAAGGAGUUAAAUUUAAUUUUACUUCAAAGCAUUAUUUAAUAAAUCAGGAGUAUAAUUUUGCAUUCUGCUAGUUAGGAAUUUACUAUAUAGAUAGCUUUAAACAAAUGAUAUUUGGUGAUACUGUUUUAGUAACUAUUCCUAUUUCCUUUGAUAAAUAAGAGAAUCAAAUAGGUUUAGCAUCAUUACCAUAAAUAGAAAAUAUCAAAUCUAAUGGCUAUAGUAUUACAAUCAUUUGUCUUGCUAGUCUCUCUGCGAUUGUUUUAUUGGCAUUAAUAGUAUUCCAAUUAAAGGUCAAGAAGGCCAUGAAAAAUGCAGAUCAAAUUACAGAUCCUUUAUUGUCAAAUACAUCCUCUGCUAAUAAUAGCAAUAAAAAUAACUAAAAUAAACCUGGUCUACCAACAAACAGAAGUGAUGUAGAUAAGAGUGUAUAUGAAUGA
Tetrahymena thermophila SB210 is the source of this 1440-nucleotide messenger RNA. RefSeq names its product eukaryotic aspartyl protease. Gene Ontology annotation, biological process: proteolysis. Lineage: Eukaryota; Ciliophora; Oligohymenophorea; Hymenostomatida; Tetrahymenidae. Gene Ontology annotation, molecular function: aspartic-type endopeptidase activity. The transcript is spliced from 11 exons. The record is from RefSeq and is a predicted model, not a curated record.